Dichotomopilus funicola is the source of this 1566-nucleotide messenger RNA. Its product is annotated as benzoate 4-monooxygenase. The record is from RefSeq and is a predicted model, not a curated record. Gene Ontology annotation, molecular function: oxidoreductase activity, acting on paired donors, with incorporation or reduction of molecular oxygen; iron ion binding; monooxygenase activity. Bases 1 to 1566 code for a protein of 521 amino acids. The transcript has 2 exons. Lineage: Eukaryota; Fungi; Ascomycota; Sordariomycetes; Sordariales; Chaetomiaceae.
AUGGCGGUCGUCAGUCUUAUCUUCUCGCCUUGGGCAUUCGUGGGCGUCUUCGUCUCGCUAGUGGUCUACUACGUCUAUCCGUACCUGGUCACAUACAGGCAUCUUCGACACAUCCCGGCCCCUUUCCCGGCCCAGUUCACAAAUUGGUGGCUGUUAAUAACGGCCCGGCGAGGUAGCCGGUACGCCACGGUCCAUGAGCUGCACAAGAAGCUCGGCCCGGUGGUGCGGCUCCAGCCGAACCACGUCAGCUUGUGUGAUGAUGAGGCUAUUCAGAUUGUGUACGGCCAUGGGAACGGGUACUUGAAAGCCGACUUCUACGAUGCCUUUGUGAGCAUCCAACGAGGCCUCUUCAACACCCGGGACCGCGCCGAACACACGCGCAAGCGCAAGAUCGUGUCCCACACCUUCUCCGCCAAAUCUGUCGCCCAGUUCGAGCCCUACAUCCACAGCAACCUCGAGCUCUUCGUCCGCCAGCUCGACAACCUCAUCACCAGCUCCACCGCCGCCGACCGUGCCGCCCACUUCGACUGCCUCAACUGGUUUAACUACCUCGCCUUCGAUGUAAUCGGCGACCUAGCCUUCGGCGCCCCCUUCGGCAUGCUCUCCUCCGGUGCCGAUCUCGCCGAAGUCCGCUCUUCCCCCACAUCCCCCCCGAUCUACGCCAGCGCCAUCGAAAUCCUCAACCGCCGCGGUGAAGUCUCCGCCACUCUCGGCACCCUCCCCGCGCUCAAACCCUACGCCAAAUACUUCCCUGACCCCUUCUUCACCCAGGGCGUCAAAGCGGUCCAAAACCUCGCGGGAAUCGCCAUCGCCCGUGUUAAAGCCCGCCUCGAAAACCCGCCCCCCGCUCACCUGCAGCGCAAAGAUCUCCUCCAGCGCCUCAUGGAGGGCCGUGAUGAGAAGGGUGAGCCCCUCGGCCGCGAGGAACUCACUGCUGAAGCCCUCACCCAACUCAUCGCGGGGAGUGAUACCACUUCCAACUCGUCCUGCGCGCUGCUGUACCAUGUUGUGCGCACCCCGGGGGUGCUGCGCAAAUUGCAGGCGGAACUGGACACCGCUCCCGGGAUCCCAGAGGACUGUGACGUGCCGACGUUUGAGAUGGUGCGUGACCUGCCGUAUUUAUCGGCUGUCGUCAACGAAACGCUACGUAUCCACUCGACGUCGGCACUGGGACUGCCACGGCAGAUUCCGUUGUGCAAGGAAGGCUUGCACUACAAAGGGUGGUAUUUCCCGCCUGGGACAGUGUUGAGUGUACCGGCGUAUUCGGUGCAUCACUCGACGGAGAUUUGGGGGCCGGAUGCGGAUGAGUUCAGGCCGGAGCGGUGGUUGGAUGGGGAAGAAGGGAAUGCGGAAGGGUUGACGGCGCGACAGAAGAACGCGUUUGUGCCGUUUAGUUAUGGGCCGCGGUCGUGUGUGGGACGGAAUGUGGCGGAGAUGGAGAUGAAACUGAUUGUGGCUACGUGGGCGCGGCGGUAUGAUGUGAAGUUGGAGCAGGAGGUGAUGGAGACGAGGGAGGGGUUUUUGAGGAAGCCGUUGGGGUUGGACAUUGCGUUGACGAGGAGGUAG